This is a messenger RNA of Dimorphilus gyrociliatus, 1602 nucleotides long. Lineage: Eukaryota; Metazoa; Annelida; Polychaeta; Dinophilidae. The record is from the annotation of a GenBank genome assembly.
CAUUCUAAGUUUAGUGCUACCAGAUAUGAUUCCGAACACUAAUUAAACAUAUACAGCAAAUUCCUGUAUCAAAGUAAGAUUAAUCUUUCGUUAGAAUGUUUAACAAUACGUAAAAAUAAAUAUUCUUUAAGAAAGCAAUAGUUAAUCUAUUUAUUAAUAUUAUAUUUUGCACAAUAUUAAUUUUAGGUAAGAUAUAUCCACGUUUUGUGGAUUAUUAAAUUUUUAUAUAACCUCAAAGAUUAUUUAUAGAGUAGCUGAAAGUGAUUAAUACUAAAUAAAUAUUUUAAAAAAUCAUAUUAAAACGUUAUCGUCUUUCAGAUAAAAAGUACAAUAUUGAAAUUAUCCACAUUAUAUAGACCUUUCGCUUGUCCUCGUAUUCAAAGCCUAACAUCACCUGUGAUCUAUCAAAAUUAACUAAAAAUGAGUAAUGUUUUCAACUCUCUGUGGAAGCAAUUUAAGACCCUAUUUAUCGUUCAUGUUUUGAUGGGAUAUAUAUUUGUUGUUUCCGGAUUAAUAGUAUGUGGUCUAAUGCUGCUCUGUUAUCUAACAAUUUGGCCAUGGAAUAAAUGCCUUUAUAGGAAAAUAGUUGUUAGGCUAGCUUACUUACACUGGUCGCAAUUUACAUUCUUGGCUCAAUGGUGGUCUGGAUCUAAUGCCACUGUACAUUUAGAAAAUGUGGAUGAUUUACAAUAUAUUGGUCAAGAACACAAUAUUACCAUGAUGAAUCACAAGUACGACAUCGAUUGGUUAAUGGCAUGGGUACUUAGCGAAAGGCUCCAAAUGCUUGGUGGAACAAAAAUUUAUGGAAAGUCUUCUCUUAAGCUCGUUCCUCUAAUUGGCUGGGCAUGGACUUUUACCGAAAGUAUUUUCUUGAAGAGAGAAUGGGACAAGGACAAAGAGAUUAUUAAGAGAGACCUGUCCUUUUUAAGAGAAUAUCCUGAUAAUUAUUGGGUUACUUUACUACUUUUUUGCGAAGGAACGAGAUUUACAGAAGAAAAGUUGAUAAAAAGCAAUGAAAUUGCUAGAAAAAAAGGUUUGAAAGAAUUGAAACAUCAUUUACUUCCAAGAACAAAAGGAUUUGUAUUAAGUAUGCACGGAGUUAAAGAAAAAUUUUCCAGUAUUCUUGACUUAACCAUUGGAUUUCGAAGCGAUGGAGCUCAACCUACAUUAAUGAACGUAAUUUGCGGUAGACCAGUUAAAGCAGAAUUAUACGUUAGGAGAAUACCAUUGUCACAAAUACCUACUGAUAAUGAUGAAAAUUGCUCUGAUUGGGUUCAUAAGCUCUUCCAGGAAAAGGACGAAAUUUAUGAUAGUUUUGUUAAGGAAGGUGAAUAUAAAAUUGGUACAAAACGAGAAAUUCCAAAAAGACCACACGACUUGAUAACUUAUUUAUGUUGGGCUGUUCUCCUCUUAACACCACUUUUUUAUUACAUUGGAGCUAUUUUUAUCAAUGGUUCUUUACUUAUCAAAAUAAUUUUUCUACUCAUAAUCUCUCUCGCUACAAUCGGUGUUAGGUUGAUGAUUAUGGUUACCGAAAUAAAACAAGGAUCUAAAUACGGAACAAGGGAAACUGUCAACAACAAUUCAAAGAAGAUAGAUUAA